CCAGCACCCGUCCUUCACCUUCACCUCGCUCAUACCUACUGCAUACACCGCUGAUCGGUCGGAGAGGGGCCAAUUUGUGCAUAGAUUAGUCGUCUAUGUUGAUUGUCCACCCAAGUUCGACGUGCGACAUCUGUCUAGACGGUUAUAACUGGACGACCCCGGCGAAUGCGCCUCACGCGAUAGCCUGUGGCCAUGUCUUCUGUCUGCGAUGUCUGCGAUUGCUGCAUCCGAGCACAUGCCCCCUCUGCCGCAAAGCCUUCCAGCCUGAUCGUAUCAAGAAGCUACAUGUUGACCGUCUGGCCACAGGCGGCGACGACGACGAUCGAACACAGGCCGAAGAGUCCGAGCUGAUCCAGCAUGUGGCUCUGUUCUUCGGUGAGAAUACCCCAGAUGAGGAUGUCAACGCCGUAUUGGGCGAAGUCCACGAUUGGCUUGCUCUUCAAGGAGACAACCCAAGCUCCCAUCGUGCACUGCGCUCUGCUGUUGCUGCCCUUCAUAGAUACAAGUCUCUUCAACAGGAGAGUCGCGUGGACAAGCAAUCAAUACGAGACCUCAUGGAAGAAUACGAUAGGAAGAUACGUAUCAAGGACCAGGAUAUCAAGACUUCCCGUGCGAUUGAAGAGAACCUGUUGGAGGAGAUCCAUACAAUAGAUGACAAGUGGCGCAGCUUGAGCGCCUCGAAGCUGAACUCACCUCUUUGCGUUCUGCGCAACCAAAGACGUCAACUCAAUUAUCGGCUCAUUGGAUCUGUCACAUACAGAAAGCGCGAAGAUUCCGAAUGCGACCUCUCCUGUGCAAGAGGCCGCCACAUCACAAGGCGCCACAUCCCAUCUACCGGGUCCGUCAGACAUGUCCAGGUCGCAAAGCCAAUCGUAUCCCACUUUCCACCGCCGGACAUGUCACGAGCAUACAGCCUAUCAAACCCUCUCCCUGCUCCUCCAGACAUGUCGAGGAUUCAAACUUCUCUAACCCACUUCCUGAGCCUCCGAGGCCCGUGUCCCCAGACCGUCUCGCUUCGAUGGGCCGCUCACCUGCUAUUGCUAGCAACUCUGAAAUUCGCAGAACGACGUCCAUGUCCAGUAGCGGAUCAGCAUCGCUCAAACUGUCACCGGUUCGCAGACCCCAUCUACUGUUUGGUCCGGGUUCGAAGACCCACACGCAUUACGGCGCGAUCGAACCCUGCGUACGCCCGUGCUCGUACCCGGAGCCUCAUCGAUGCGGAAGGUAGUACCCCCUCGUCCUACUGAACGCGAGAACCCUAGGAUUACUCCCGGACGAACGUGGAACCCCCUCGAUACCCCUGCUCCCAGUAUGCCUCCCCCGCAGGCUAGUCCCGCAGACGGUAGUGUUCCUCUGCGACGUGGGCAGGACGACCAGGGUCAAACUGUGUAUUAUCAGUACGGUUGGGUACCCGGGACUGGGUAUGCUUGGUUCCAGGUGCCCUACUCUUCCCCGUCGCAGGCGUCUCUUGCGUCCGCUCGUUCGAAUGGCACAGCAGGACCCU
This is a messenger RNA of Fomitopsis serialis, 1504 nucleotides long. RefSeq lists its product as uncharacterized. Bases 96 to 1247 code for a protein of 383 amino acids. The record is from RefSeq and is a predicted model, not a curated record. The transcript is spliced from 4 exons. Lineage: Eukaryota; Fungi; Basidiomycota; Agaricomycetes; Polyporales; Fomitopsidaceae.